Molecule: messenger RNA, 2331 nt
Organism: Synchytrium microbalum
Lineage: Eukaryota; Fungi; Chytridiomycota; Chytridiomycetes; Synchytriales; Synchytriaceae
Exons: 11
Coding region: 1-2331 (776 amino acids)
Biological process (GO): amino acid metabolic process
Molecular function (GO): protein binding; asparaginase activity
Source: RefSeq, a predicted model, not a curated record
AUGGAGAGUGCUGGGUUGCCAAAGAUGGCCAAGGAUCCCAAUGACACGCCAUCGAUGCCAUCUACUCCAAUCUACGUUAGCGAUGCCGUUCAAAGCGUCUUGUCAGAGGCCGUUGAUGAUAUGGUAUCAGCUCCACUGAGUCGUGUGCUCGUCAUCUAUGUCGGUGGAACAAUUGGAAUGAAAAACACCCCAACUCACGGCUAUAUACCUGUACCUGGCUUUCUAUCUCAAACUCUAGCAGCUAUGACUCGUUUUCAUGAUCCAGCUGGGCUAGCUCAAGCACAAGGACUGCAGAGCUUGAAUCAACCAUUGACGAACGCUGUCAACAUAUCCCUUCGUUAUCCAGAUGGCGAAGUAUCAUCAGCUUGUCAAAAGCACGACAACCUUUCUCCUACUGGAACCAUAAACGGUACUCCAGUCUUCAAGACUCGGAUUCCUGCACUUGUGACGCCUGAAAGCUUGUAUGGCAAGAGGACUAGAUAUUCGAUAUUGGAGUAUGAUCCGCUGCUAGAUUCAUCAAACAUGACAAUGACGGAUUGGGUCAAGAUUGCAACGGACAUUGAAGUCAAUUACAAGUUGUUUGACGCUUUUAUCAUUCUUCAUGGCACUGACACUAUGGCUUAUACUGCCUCGGCUUUGUCUUACAUGUUGGAAGACCUAGGGAAGACAGUGAUUCUCACUGGCUCUCAGAUUCCAUUGGCUGAAGUUCGAAACGAUGCGGUUGAGAAUCUCCUAGGAGCACUCACUAUUGCUGGCCAUUUCGUGAUUCCCGAAGUGGGUCUUUUCUUCUCGCACAAGCUAUUCCGUGGUAAUAGAUCAUCGAAAGUCGAUGCUGUAGAUCUCAACGCAUUCGAUUCACCAAAUCUACGACCUAUCGUAACUGUUGGGGUCAAUAUUGACGUCAACUGGAAUGAAGUAUUUCGCCCCACCACGAUUGCCAAAUUCCGAGCUCACAAAGUCCUCAAUCCAUCAGUCGCAGCCUUGAGAAUGUUUCCUGGUAUUACUGUAGCCACUGUCAAGGCAUUCUUGCAAGCUCCCAUCGCUGGUGUGGUAUUGGAAACUUAUGGAGCUGGUAAUGCUCCCAGCAAUCGACCUGACUUGUUGGAAGCUAUACGAGAAGCAAUUGAGAGAAGGGUUGUCGUGGUCAACUGUACGCAGUGUCUAAGAGGGCUUGUGUCAGACAUGUAUGAGACUGGGAAGGCUCUUGUUCAAGUCGGUGUCGUUCCUGGAUCAGAUAUGACUUCUGAGAGUGCCUUGACAAAGCUGUCUUACUUAUUGGGUAAAGGAUACGAUCCAGAAACUAUACGUGUCGAAAUGCGUCGUAAUCUAAGAGGUGAACUGACAAUAACCUCUCGACGUCCACGAUUCUCUUACGAUCAUCGUACGAUUCAACUCACACAAGCUGUGCUGGGUUUGGUCGGUCAAUCAUACUCGUCGUCAACAAACUCGAAUGGAUUGUCACUCCUUCAAGCUGGAGGUAGAUCUCCUUCAGAGAGUGCAGUAAUUCAACCACAAAUAGACAAGCAGCUAUCAGUUAUAGCUGAUCAAUUGAGUCCACCUUUGGGACCUAGCGGUAGUUUCUUGCUGAAGGACGGUGAUGAUUCUGGUAUGGAAAGGGCAUUGAUACCAAUGUUGCUAUGUCAAGCUGCAAGGAUUGGCGACGCUGACGCCAUUCAGACAGUCGCUCAGAACUUCCCAACUUUCAUCAGCGUGGGGGAUUAUGAUGGCAGAACACCCCUUCACAUUGCUGCAUCGGAGGGACAGCUGGCGGUUAUUGAAACACUGCUUGUUCAUGGUGCUAGUCUUCACUCUCGAGACAGAUUUGGACAUUGUCCACUUUUUGACAGCUGUAGAUCCGGGAAGCCGGAGGCUUGCAAGCUACUGCUCAAUGCGGGGGCCCACUUUUCAGAGGAGGAAUUGGAUGAUAUAUCUGGAAAGCUCGUUGCGGCUGCCUCGAAAGGAGAUCUUGAACGAAUGGGUCUUUUCGUGGAGAACGGAGCUGACAUUAACAGGCCUUAUCUGGAUGGUCGAACUCCACUUCACGCGGCUGUAUCUCACAAACAGUUGUCGGUGCUCCAGUAUUUGGUUGGGCUCUCUGCAACUAGCAGUCCAUUCGUAAGGGCAUCAACACCUAUUGCAAUCGAGAGUGCCAGAGAUGGAGUGCCAAUGACCAAGGGUCCAUCAUCAGCAACUUCCACAAUCCUGGUGGUAAAUCUCGAGCCAACCGAUACUCUUGGCAAUACUCCAUUGAGUGAAGCAAUCACUUCUGGAUGGAGUGAAGGAGUUGUCGUAUUGGAAGAAGCAAUCAAACACAAAGGACUCAUAAAGUAA